GUGUUUACAAGCUCUCAGCAAGAUACCCACUAUAGCACACUUUACAUAUCUUUUUCCCCACUAGAACAUGUCCAGUAUCCUAUUGUGAUAAAAGAUGUGGCAAUGCAGGAAGUGCGGGAAGCCCGUGUAUUUCGCGGAGCGAAAACAAUCGUUAGGGUUUGACUGGCAUCCCAAGUGUCUUCGGUGUGAGGAAUGUGGCAAGAGACUAAAUCCUGGCCAGCAUGCAGAGCACAAAGGUGUUCCAUACUGCCACCACCCUUGCUAUGGAGCCCUCUUUGGCCCUCAGCUCUUUGGCCAUGGGACACGCAAUGAGUGCCACACCUCCUUUGGGAAAGUGGAGAAUAGAGAUGGACAAGUUAAAAGGUCACACUUGGAGGCUAAGCUGAAGGCAUAUAACCAGUAUUAUGAGGGGAAACCAGGGGAGCUGAAGAGCAGGGAGGCAAAUGGCCGUGUCAUUUUGGAGGGUGUGCUGAAGAUCUACUGGGGUGUACGCAAUGUCAUUCACCUGAAGGAGGAGGAUGAUCAGCGCACCAUUGCCGUAAGGAGGCGUUCGGGUGUGAACUCUGAGGCAUUCUAUCCUGACAGUGAUGAUGAGGACUCAUUUUUGUGGCGUGAUGACUCACCCAACGGCUGGCGAACACCACAGUCUCCGGGGACGCCAGUCAUCUCAAAAGGUACCACCUUUGCGAGGUCCAAUUCAGACCGUUCUUCCUCUGGAAUGGACAACAGUGGCUCUUCCUCACCAGUGAUCUUGAACACUUGUUCUCCUGAGGAUGAGGGUGUGGGUAGUUUGAAGGGAACAGGCCAAGCAGAUGGACAGGACAGUGCAUUAGGUAGUGCUGUGGUGAGUGAGAAUAAUGCAAAAGAUCCAGAGGGAAAGUCUGGUAAAAGUCCAAGCAGUGAGGAUUUGAAAGGUGCCAAAAAUUCCCAAGUGCCAUCAACACCUGUAGGUAAGGAAGCUGUUUCAGAGCCAGAGAGUAGUAUGGAAGUGCCAUCCCCACGAAAUGGACUGACUCCAAACAAGGAGACAAGUGAUUCUCCAGUGCCAGAGGGAAAAGAGGCGGUAGAUUUAAAUGCAAGCAGUGACACUCAAACCCCCGCAAAGAAGACGCCAGUCAAGACAGGAAGUACAGCCAUAAGGAGAAGGCCUGGGAGGCGAAUGGACAAAACCAAACUCAAGCGGAGAUGCUCCAUCAAUGGCCACUUCUACCUGCGUGAGACCAGCUCCUUCACCCCCCCACAUGGGUCCCCUUGUAGUGUGUGGGUGACAUCCCUCAUCACAACAGAGGAAGUGCUCAAUAUGCUCCUGGAGAAGUAUAGGGUGGAGAUGUCUUCUCGAAACUUUGCUCUCUUCGUGAUCAAGGACAAUGGAGAGAGGCGUCGUAUUAGAGAUGAUGAAUACCCACUCAUUACAAGAGUCAUGCUGGGCCCACACGAGGAAGUGGCUCGAUUCUUCAUAGUGGAUGCCCAUCAGACAGAUGAGAUCUCCCCCCAGGUGGCCCAGUUCCUCAACCUGAGUCUGGCCGAGUGUCGGGCCAUCUUGCUCCAGUAUGAGCAGGAGGAGAUGAGAAACAUCAUUGCUGUCCGUCAGAAGUAUGAGAGCAUGGCUUUCUACAUCCAGCGAAGAAUGAAGGAGCUUCGUGGUGUGUGAUGUAUAGGUGACAUAUCUAAACCAAAAGCCAGGAGACCUCCGGAGAAAUUUCUUGGCGUGCAAAGUGCCCUUGCUAUGUGAUGAAUAUAUGUAUAUGUAUAUAUAUAUAUAUAUCUCUCUCUCUCAGAACACUAUGUGAUUGUUGAAUUCUGGUAAUGAUUUAGCAUUGGAGUUUUAAGUUACAAGAGUUUUUGGAUUUGUUUUUUACCAUUAUUAUUGUUUUAUUAUUCAACCAUUGAAAUUUACCUGAGUAGAUGAAUCUCAUAUAUCUGUAUUUAUUGCAGGUGUUUUUCAUUUUAGUUAUAAUUAAUCCAUAUACUGAUUUUUUAAUGAAAAGAUGCAACAGGCUUUAAUGUUAUAUGUUAGUUCAUAUACUCUGCUGGUGUAUAAUCCAGUUCGCAAACCCAGCUCAGCUUUCAUUUGUCCACGUGUUGGAAGUCCUAUUAUUGCAUCGUUAGUUCAGUUUAAAAGGUAAGUCACAAAACACAGUUCUUUGGUCAUGCAGCCAAAGAUAAAGGCCAUAAGUUGUAUCGUUUGUUGUGGGUCACAAAUACUAAAUGCUCUCUUUAGUUUCAUAAUCUUAAAUUAAGGAAUUCAGUGUUUUUAUAUAUUCUAACCAAACAAAUCUUUUUCAUGUAUUUAUAUGUAUUUAUAAAAAGAUAAUUGUAUUUU
Molecule: messenger RNA, 2323 nt
Organism: Penaeus vannamei (Pacific white shrimp)
Lineage: Eukaryota; Metazoa; Arthropoda; Malacostraca; Decapoda; Penaeidae
Source: RefSeq, a predicted model, not a curated record